Molecule: messenger RNA, 1843 nt
Organism: Cyphomyrmex costatus
Lineage: Eukaryota; Metazoa; Arthropoda; Insecta; Hymenoptera; Formicidae
Product: band 7 protein AGAP004871
Exons: 10
Coding region: 250-1137 (295 amino acids)
Cellular component (GO): plasma membrane
Source: RefSeq, a predicted model, not a curated record
GUGAGGAGCACCAAAACCGCGUGCACUACCCACUCUUGUAGGUGCUCGUAGAUCGGGGCGGCGCCCGCUGCCCGCUGCCCGGACCGUUCUAUAAUGCGCCGCGACGCGACGCCGCGACGACGACUUCACUUUUGUUCUGCCUAUUCUACUCCACUCUACUCCUGUCAACACGUUACGCGUCGGCAUCAGUUGGCACAGUGAAACAAGGUGGCGAGGUCCGAUUCGCGCGUUAAUCCUACCGAUAUACCUAUGGCGACCAUGAGCAACAGCAAUGGAUCAACAAUGCAGAUUAACACUCGACCUGACGAUAUUCGGAAACGGAUUAUUGGAUCGGAUGACAGUGCCCAGGGAGAUUCGACAACAUGCGGGAAUAUCUUGGUGAUAUUAUCUUGGAUUGUUGUAAUAUUAACGAUGCCGUUUUCUCUCUUUGUUUGUUUCAAGGUUGUACAGGAGUACGAAAGAGCUGUCAUAUUUCGAUUAGGACGUCUUCUCUCAGGCGGUGCUAAAGGUCCCGGAAUCUUUUUCAUUCUGCCGUGCGUGGAUAACUAUGCCCGCGUUGAUUUGCGAACGCGUACAUAUGACGUACCCCCGCAAGAGGUUUUGACGAAGGAUAGCGUUACAGUAUCUGUUGAUGCAGUAGUUUACUACCGUGUUAAUAACGCGACCAUUUCAAUUGCGAAUGUUGAGAAUGCGCAUCAUAGUACGAGGUUAUUGGCUCAGACGACCUUAAGAAAUACCAUGGGGACGCGACCACUUCAUGAAAUAUUAAGUGAACGGGAAACAAUCUCCGGAAACAUGCAGGUUUCUCUAGACGAAGCGACUGAUACCUGGGGAAUAAAAGUGGAACGAGUCGAAAUCAAAGAUGUACGAUUACCCGUUCAACUGCAACGAGCUAUGGCAGCGGAAGCCGAAGCUGCACGUGAAGCACGUGCUAAAGUGAUUGCCGCAGAAGGUGAACAGAAGGCCAGCAGGGCUUUGCGGGAGGCAUCGGAAGUCAUCGGCGAUUCACCGGCUGCUUUGCAACUCCGUUAUUUGCAGACACUGAAUACAAUAUCAGCGGAAAAGAAUUCUACCAUCGUGUUUCCGCUACCAAUCGAUAUGAUGACAUACUUUAUGAAAGCUUUACCAAGGGAAUAAUUAUGUGAAAAAGAGAAAGAAAGAAAGCGCAUGUCACGUUUCGCAGUAUAUAACGACCGAGAAGAAGAAUAACAAUUUCCCUGAAGUUUUAUGAGAGAUGUUUGACGAUUUAUUUGUACAUUUGAUAUGUGUGCUUGCGUAUUACAUCCAUAGGCUGUGUUCAGGAAAUGCGCUAUCAGUGCUAAUAUGGGAGUGCAUUAUUAUUGCUGUUAUGGUUUAUUCUUUUUUUACUGGCAAUGCAGUCAUUAUGACGUCACAAUAGUCCACUGCCGUUCCAAAAUUAUUUUGGUACUGCCAGCAGCAUUGUGACGUGUUUCAGAACAGCAUUGCAGUAGUUGCAGUAGACUUAUAGAUACGAUGGAUAUACAAACGUACUAAAUCAAACUAUCAAUACGUUAAAUUAGAGGUUUCGAACAAAAGCAGUAGCGAUAGUUCUUUCAAAGAACUUAUUUGUUUCUAGAUCUAAUAACUACUUUUUGCGCUUCUUAAUUAUUUGACGCUGUAUUGCACUAUGUCUAAUCUCGAAAGCUACAAUAAUUGCAAUGAAAAUAUGGCAUUUAUGACGUCAUUAAUAGAAAUAGAUGCUCUCACAGCACACUGCGUGAUAAUAUAAUGUUCCAGUACUACCAGUAUUAGCAAUAUACAUCGGAACAUCUCUAAUGCAAAUUUUUUGAAAUUAUAAUGAAUAAUGAUGAAAUAUUACUGA